Messenger RNA from Galendromus occidentalis (western predatory mite), 3779 nucleotides. Its product is annotated as transmembrane protein 94-like protein l(2)k05819. The record is from RefSeq and is a predicted model, not a curated record. NCBI's taxonomy places the organism in Eukaryota, Metazoa, Arthropoda, Arachnida, Mesostigmata, Phytoseiidae. The transcript has a single exon. Bases 1 to 3495 code for a protein of 1164 amino acids. Gene Ontology annotation, molecular function: nucleotide binding.
AUGACUGGUUUGUCGACGGCUCGGGCUCUGGAGGUCCUCUCGUCGGAGAUCGAGGAUGCCGUGGCGGAGUUCAAACAGCAACUCGACAACAACACUUCAUUCAUCGGGAUAAUGAAGCACUCCCACAACCUACUCUUGUUCAAAUGGCUCGGCUACUCGCUGCUUCUAGUCGUUGGUGUGAUAAUGGCUUUCCUCGGUCACUCCAUUUUCACUUUUCUGAUCAUGGCGUGUAUUCUGCUUCACGUCGUCGGCGGUAUCUACAUAGCGGUUCAGGUGAAGUACGAACUGCACAAUCAUUUACGGACAGUCAUGGAGAAACUCUCAGCUCUGAAGCAUACCAAGUUCAUUUACGAAUCUCAGUGGCAGCCAGUGUCGCCAUGCAUCAGCCUCCAAUGGGUUUACCGGGACGGGAAGCUGAUUAGCUGUCCCACGCAAUUGAUUGUACGUGGGGAUAUCGUGCGGAUGAGAGCCGAGCAAGAAGCUCCGGGUAAAUGUGUGUCGCUAGAUAAACGGAUAACCCUCCAACCAUCGGAGAAAUAUUCGCCUAAAAGUAAAACUGUCAUAGGCAAAAUAGACCCGUGUCACGUUCUCGUCGAGGGCGUACCGACGCGAGAUUUCAUGAUGUUAGAGACACCGUAUCUGAGGUACCUGAGACUCUGCUUGCACAGAGGCACCGAGCCUUACCGUCCAAAUAACUUCACCCGUCAACAAAAAAUCAUUUUCGAUCAGUAUAUCAAGAGGUUCGUCAUUCCCGGAGUGGGGGUGUUGUCGCUGCUGGUUUACGCAGCUAACUGCUGUGCCUUGUCCGAGUUUGAUCUGCUAUACAUGACACUCACGAUAACUCCAGUCGUCUUUCUACUUGCCUGUCCACUCUACUGGUUCUUACAAUUCGCCUUGGGCACUGCCAAAAUCCUUUAUUAUGCCGACCAGUUGUCCGGAGUCACGGAACGCACCGAAAUAGAAAACGUGCCAUGGCUGAAAAUCAUCAGGAACGCAGCUCGAAAUACAACGCGCUUCUGGCAUUCGGGGGUAUUCCUCGAAGCCUUCGCCAGCGCCACCAAUCUCUGCUGCGUGGAUAAAAAAGGGAUCCUGUCGUGGCCUAACGCCAUACCGGAAAAAGUAUUCUUCCUGAGGCAGCAGGCGAUCGACCCGGAGACCGAGAACGAUGAGCAACGCCUGGCGCAGACCAUCGCGAACCAAGCGAAGGCCGAGGUUCUCGAUCUCACUCUGAGAGGCUCGACGAACAGCAUAAUGUUCGAUGAUCCUAAAUGGGUGAAUUUCAUCCAGAAUCUGAAACCACUCGGUUUGGCGAUAAUGUUGAGCAAUUGUGACGAGAAAACCCACGAGAAGAACGCGGCAUUUUUCGAUCACGUCAGUUUUGAGAGUGAAGACCGCGAGAUGUGGGUCCCGGUAAUCAACAAGCGCUGUCUCUGCGAUCUUUCCCGUCAGAUCGGCUUCACGGAUCGAGCAACUAACUCAUAUGAGCAGCUGCAACACCUCUACAUGUUUCGACGGAACGAAUUCGACUCGCGAGCGAACGACAUAAACGUACCCCGACUGAAAAUGCCGUUCCCGAACUUUUCUUCCACCGUUGUUCGGGACAAGUUCACCGAUGGAGUCCAGAUGUUCAGCCAGGGAACAGCCGAUCUCAUUCUGGACCACUGUACGGACUAUUGGGACGGUCACAAUAUCUGUCCGAUCACCGAUUUGGAUCGCAAGUGCAUCCUCGAUUUCUAUCAGAGGACCUCGUUGACAGCGUAUUGUACGGCGUUCUCGUACACGCCCCUGAAGAACUGCGCAGACGUCAUCUUGCCUCCGAACACUUUCAUCCAGGUGCCAACGCGCAAUUUCCACACGAAGGCUUACCUCGGCGGAUUUUCCGCUGUCUCGCAGGCGAACCUCAGCGACAUCAUGAAGAAUAUCGAGAACUCGUACGAAGCGUUCCACGGGCGAAUCUGCAAGCAAGUUUUCAUCGGGAUGGUGGCCCUCCAAUACCAGGCCCGUCCGACGUUCGUCCGACUCAUAGAGGAGCUCGAUAAGGCGUGCAUCCGCUUCGUGCAUUUCAGCAAGGAGAACGAACUCAGGAGCAGGGGGUUCUCCGAGAAAAUGGGCCUCGAGUCGGGCUGGAACUGUCAUAUUUCGCUCUUGAACGAGGACGAUCAAGAGGAAUACGGAGAGACUUCCUUCAGCUGUAGGGCUCUCAAGUCGAAAGUUCGCUUCGAAAACGGAACGCGGUCCUGGAGCACGCCGUCGAUAUUGGUUUCGAUGACAGGCAACCAGAACAACGCGAGACAUGGCUUCAAAUUGUCGCUCAGUCCAUCGCCGAAGGAAGCGGACACCUGUUCGGAGGUGAGCACCGCCGUGCAGUUCGACAUCGCCAAUCGGGCGAAGCUGCCCAAAGGAAUACAGACGAUGCGCUCGCAUAUCGAGAACGUCGAUAACGUUCCCCUCCUGGUGUCCCUGUUCACCGACUGCACCACCGCGGCCACCAAGGAGAUGUUGCGCAUUAUGCAGGAGUACGAACAGGUGCUCUGUGUCUUGGGUAGCUCUCGCAACAUCGACAAUCUUCAACUGUUCAUCCAGGCGGACUGCAGUAUCUCGUGGACGCCCCAGGCACCGCGCGUUUGCAGCCGAUUAUCCGCCGAGAACUAUGAACAGCUCUUGGAUUUGGUAGAUACGCUCAACUCGAUUCCGUGCGUUCUCCACGCGAAGACCGACGACGAGUUCAUGAUUUUCCAACUCGUUCGAGAAGCUCGACAUUUUGUGUCACAGAUGCACAGCUCGUUCCAAUUCGCGGCCCUGUGUUCGGUAACAUUGUCACUGUUGAAUUUGACCUGCCACGCUUUUAGAUUACCGCUACCCGUGUCGCCGAUCGGAACGCUGUACCUGUUGACAGUGGUGAUUCCCUUGAUUGCGUUGUCGUUGAUUUGCCCGCCUUCCGACACAGACAUCAUGGCUGCCCCGAACGUCGAUAGCCUCCAGGUGAAAUUAGAUACGCGUUUCUUCUGCCUACUGAGCUACAUACUUAAGUCCUCUUACGUCGUGCUGACGUUGGUCCUUUGUAAAGCGCUCAGCAUCUUGAAGUUCUGUCAGGGCAGGGGCUGCGACCCCACCGAUAUUCUGGCUGAGCUCCGACUGCACGAUAUGGAGGCGCUUCAGUAUUUCAAUAUGUUGCUCUUGACGGUGCAUUUUGUGACGCUGUCGACGUCGGGUCUCAACCGUAAGAAGUUGGUCUGGCAACACAAUCCUUUCAACAACCGGCUGUGGAUAGGUGUAGUAGCAGCUGUGCUCGCUACGCAGACCAUAGUUCUGCUCUCGUGUUCUGGACUCCGGGAGAUUUCGAUUAUAUCAUGGCUGGUUUUCGCCGUUUCCCCGAUCCUGUUGAUGGCGUUGAGCGAGGGUUGUAAAUAUCAUGAGUUGAAAAUGAUACGGCGUCAGGAGAAGAGACUCCGUUUACAUUUCAUGACCAAGCUCGGGAUGAAUAGUCCUUUCUGAGCAUCCUUCGCUCUCACCGUGUUUUAGCUGUUAUCGAGCUUGAGACCAUUAUCUUUCUUGUACAUGACUAUCAAUGAUCGAGACUGUUUGUAUAAAAUCGAUGGUUCGUGAACGCUCUUCCAUUAGGAGACAAAUCACUGUCCUGGCCACUAUCAGCGCUGGGAGAGAUAAGUGAGCGCACGUCCAGACUCUGACCACUGGAUAAUUCUGUCAGACACAAUGAUAUAUACGAAAGGAACACAAUGAAUAAAAGUGCAAUCACAGGGAAUGCAGGAGGACGAGAC